Molecule: messenger RNA, 1862 nt
Organism: Trichechus manatus latirostris (Florida manatee)
Lineage: Eukaryota; Metazoa; Chordata; Mammalia; Sirenia; Trichechidae
Gene: LRRC47
Product: leucine rich repeat containing 47
Exons: 7
Coding region: 26-1327 (433 amino acids)
Biological process (GO): phenylalanyl-tRNA aminoacylation
Molecular function (GO): protein binding; RNA binding; phenylalanine-tRNA ligase activity
Source: RefSeq, a predicted model, not a curated record
AGUGGCUGCGGAGAACGGCGGCGCAAUGGCGGUAGCUGCAGUGUCCGAGGCCUGGCCAGAGCUGGAGCUGGCGGAGCGGGAAAGGCGGCGGGAGCUGCUGCUGACGGGGCCUGGACUGGACGAGCGGGUACGGGCGGCGGGCGGGAGGCUGCCCCCGCGGCUCUUCACACUGUCGCUCCUGCACUACCUGGAAACGCUAGACCUCUCCAACAACCAGCUCAGUGAGAUCCCAGCCGCACUGGCCGACUGCCCGAAGCUCAAGGAGAUCCACUUCAAGGGCAACAAGCUGAGGGACAAGCGCCUGGAAAAGAUGGUGCACGGCUGCCAGACCAAGUCCAUCCUGGAGUACCUGCGCGUUGGCGGCCGGGGUGGCGGGAAGGGCCGGGCCAAGGCCGAGGGCACCGAGAAGGAGGAGAGCCGGAAGAAGAAGAGGGAGAAGAAGCAGAAGAGGGAGGGCGGCGAGGGGGAGGAGGAGCUGGAGGCCGCACGCAGGCUGCUGCUCAGGGUCCUGCACGUCUCCGAGAACCCUGCACCCCUGGUGGUGAAUGUCCACCCCGAGGUCAGGGACGUGCGGCCCUUCAUCGUGGGUGCUAUUGUGAGGGGCAUGUACCUAGAACCCGGAAACGCGCUCAAGCGCUUCCUCACCGCCCAGACGAAGCUCCAUGAGGACCUUUGUGAGAAGAGGACAGCAGCAACCAUCGCCACCCACGACCUCAAGGCCAUCCGGGGGCCCCUGCUGUACGGGGCCCGGCCGCCGCAGGACCUCAAGAUCGUCCCCUUGGGCCGGCGAGAGAUCAAGGCCAAGGACCUGGUGCGGCAGCUCCAGCUGGAGGCCGAGGAGCAGAGGAAGCAGAAAAAGAGGCAGAACGUCUCAGGCUUGCACAGAUACCUUCACUUACUGGAUGGAAAAGACAACUACCCCUGUCUCGUGGACGCGGACGGCGACGUGAUCUCCUUCCCGCCCAUCACCAACAGUGACAAGACGAAGAUUAAAAAAACAACUACUGACUUGUUUUUGGAAGUCACAAGUGCUACUAGUCUGCAGAUGUGUAAAGAUAUCAUGGACGCCCUCAUUCUGAAAAUGGCAGAGAUCAACAAAUACACUUUAGACAAUAAAGAGGAAGGAUCACUCUCGGAUACUGAAGCUGAUACAGUUUCUGGACAAUUUCUGGACCCCAAAACUAACGAAAGUGCUGAAAAAGGUGGGAAUUCCCCACUGGUGGUAGAACAGGUCCGGGUGGUAGACAUGGAAGGGAGCCUGAAGGUGGUGUACCCUUCUAAAACAGACCUGGACAUCGCUGCGUCGCACAUAACUGUGAUCCGCUAACCAGCCAGGCCCCGUCUUUCAGUGACAGCAGCUGUUUGUCAAAGAUUUUGCUGUUCAUUUGGCCUGUUUUACAGAGGUUUAUGUGUGGUGAUGUUAAAUUAUUCAUGACGUUCCCACCUCCGUAUUUUUGUAAUUGAGCUCUGUGUGCUUGUACUCUUUGCUCCGUGUUUCAGACGGUCUGUUGUAAAGUGACUCUGUGUUGCCGUGCGCCUACACUGUUUGCCUUUACAGUGCCAAAAGGCCAAACUCAUUGUACUGUUGUUUUCCAUGAAAUUGUUUUAAUGUAGGAAUUACCUGUUUAGGAUGCUCUGAAAUCAUGUAGACACACAGCAGAGAACCCUCCUUACAGGGAAAAUAGACUCCGACUGGUUUGACUUAUUCAGCUCUGGACUAGGAAGCUAAGCGAUGAGUCUUACUGAGGUUCCCAACUAUUUUUGUGUGAUACACACCUGCCUAGAUUUUACUGUGCCACUAAUACGGCUACAAAACAUUGAAUGACAUGUUUUCCAACUCGCGGUAAACUUUAUAAAAAAAA